UUCUUGAAAAUAUUAUGUAUAAAGUUGUAGGAAUUCAUUGCUGAUUACUAUGUGAAAAUGAUAUCAAUCAUGAAUAUAUGAUUAGAAGUUCCAUCAAAGUUGCCAAGACAUGGAGAGUAAAGAAAAUGUUCUGCUCAGUGCAGCCAUGAGUGGGAAUCACUCCAUGACUGAGGCACCUUCCCUAUUUGUCCCCACCUCAUUGGAAAGUCCCGCAAUAAACUGCAAUGCAUCUUUCACUCCAACCAUUCCUCAAUAUAAUACUGUUGGCAUUGCUAGUCAUCAGUCUGACAAUUCAAGUGAAAAGUCAUCACUUAGUACUUGUAUCUCAUCACACACUACUGACUCAUCUUAUGAAUUACCUCACCUAGAAUGCUCUGCUUCAGAAUUGUCAACAAAUGUGCACAACCUUCACAAUGGAGAUUAUCCCAAUCAAUCAAGUGCCUACAACAGUCUUCUGCAAUCCUCAACAGAGGUUGUAUCUGAGCUACAAAUGUUGAGAUCUUUUGAUCUCUUACCUCCCACAGCUACCUACUUGAUCCCAGUUGACUCUCAAGCAACAGGAUCUCUUGCUCCAAUAACUUCAACAUCUCAAAAUAUUCCUCAACCACAAGCUCAGAAUGUUAUUAGUUCUCCUGCUGAUGCAGUUUCCACUUCUCCUACAAGUCUUGCUCCUACGGGAAUUAAUUUCAAUCCAUUGUUCUCAAAUUAUGAAGCAGAUCCUGAAAAUGUACUGCAAUUGGCUCCUGCAUCUUCAGAGCUUCCUGAUGGCUCAUCAGCAACAAUAAUUUCUUCCAUUGAUGCUGCUAUUGCUGAAACUUCUUCUGUUCUUGAUGGUAGCAAGAACAUCAAAGCCAGCAGUGAAGAUGUACUUCCACCUUGCAUUUUGCUUGAAAAAUCUAACUCAUCAUCAUCAAUUUCUAUUAGCGCACCUUUGAAAAAUCCUUCAUUUCAAAAUAUUAGCACUAAUGAUGCUGCAAGUGGGAGAAUUGGAGGAACUGAAGUAAGCAAUCCUGCUAGACCAAUCAGCAUUAUGUCAUCCCUCUCUCAACAUCAGAAGACAACCCAAAAGUGCAGUAUUAGACAAGCCAAGGAUUUUUCAACUAAUCAUAUUCCUUGUUUGGUUGAAGUUUCAACCAGUAUGGAACAGCAGCACAUGACAUUUGGUCGUCCUACUUUGUGCUACACACGCAUCUUGUUAGGGGAGAUUAUGGCUUUGCUGGCAACUAUGAGAAGAGCUACCCCAAGAUGGUCCCAACAUCAAACUGAUGUUUCUCAAGAUCCUCUGGUGUGCAAGCUACGUGAGCUUCAAGUGCACAUAAGCUCACUCUCCACCCAACACGAUCCCCCUCCCCCACCUCCUGCUGUAUUCCUGGAACCCUUCUUGGCUGUCAUACGCUCAGAUGACACCACUGGCCCUGUUACCAAGACUGCACUUGCUUCUGUCAACAGAAUGCUGAGCUAUGGACUGCUGUCAAGUGAGAGUCCUGGUGUGGCGGCGGCUGUUGAGGAUAUCGCCACUACCGUCACACAUGCUCGGUUUGUUGGCACCGACCAGGGUGCUGAUGAGGUCGUUCUCUGGGAGAUUCUUGCCGUGCUCAAGACCCUGUUGCUCGGGCCUGUAGGCCACCUACUCACCAACGAGUCUGUUUGUGAACUGCUCAACUCUUCCUUCAGGAUCUGCUUUGAGACGCGUCUAAGUGAGCUGCUCCGGAACUGCACAGAAGACGCACUAUGUCAGAUGGUGAGUCUGCUAUUUGCCCGGCUGCCGCAGUUUGCUGACGAUCCUAACUCAAGCAAUGCCAGGAGGAUCAGGAUGAAGGCUGGAGGGGCAGCAGAGGCCAGCAAAAACAACAAAAAAGCCAAAACCUCGAAGCUUCUGCCGCGCAACAUGAGCAACUCAGGUUGUCCGACAAACGACCACCAAGCAAGUGAUGAGGAAAUUAAUUCCGUGCCACAGGGUUCUGCCCCAACUAGCCCAAAUGGCGAGGUAAAUGCAAUUGUCACAACUAGUCUUACCACUGUAAGCUCAGAUUCUCUAUCUAUCGAGGACAAAGAUUGCACUUCUACUGUUGCUGGUGAAGGCAGUCCCGAUUCUUCUUCAAUUGAUUCUGGGAUUAACGAUCAAACCAACCAAGACACAGGUAGUGUUGAUAUUUCCAACACUCACCUCCAUCAGCAGGGCUCUCUUGACGAUCUGCAGUCUCCAACUUCUGAUACUAGUCCUUUCUUGGCUUCUCUGAAUACCGAUGACGCAGUAUCCUUGAGUUCAGGAGAAGAAAUUUCAAACACUGACUAUAGUAAUGUCCAGAAUCUGUCAAACUCUACUCACCACAAGUCAGAUGUACGCGUCAAUACUCACGGAGUGAAGUUUACCCCAGCAGACUCGAGUGAAGGUGAUUUAGUUCCAUACGGAAUGGCAUGUGUAAGGGAGGUUCUUCGUUUCUUGGUCACUCUCACUAACCCGACCAAUGACCAGAACACUCCCAACAUGAUUACCACCGCCUUGGGUCUUAUCACAGUAGCUCUGGAAAUUGGAGGAGAGCAGAUCAAUAAAUGUUCGUCUCUACUAAAGUUAGUCCGAGAUCAACUCUGCAGGAAUUUGUUGCUCCUUCUCAAACCUGAAGUCCGUCCCACAAUUCUGAUGGCAUCACUACGAGUUUGCGUCCUCAUCUUUGAAAGCCUUCGGACCCACGUCAAGUUUCAACUUGAAAUGUUUAUGAGGAAACUCACUGACAUCAUCACAUCAGAAGCUCCAAAUGUAUCUUACACACACAAGGAACUGGCAUUAGAAACUGUUGUGCAACUAUGGCGCAUUCCGGGACUAAUAGUGGAACUUUUUGUCAACUUUGACUGUGAUCUUUACUCGGAUAACAUUUUUGAAGAUCUUACCAAAGUUCUUUCAAAGAAUGCUUUCCCAGUGCAAGGCCUGUAUUCUACGAAUAUUUUAUCAUUAGAUGCACUGUUGGCCGUUGUUGAAACGCUGGAUUCGCACUCUCUGUCGCAGAUUAAGGACAGAGACGAUGUUAAACUACAAUCCACUCUGAAAAAUAGGAACGCUGCAACUAAAAUUAUUAGCAAUAUAGUGAGUCCUCCACCAUCAGGCUACUUACUUGGCGUUGGGCUUCUGAAUGGUUUUUGUCCAGUCACCCCCAAACUGAAGGCCUUCACCGUAUUGAGAGAUGAUGAAGAGUUACUAAGAGAACAUCUUCUGGCUCUCAAAGAAAAGAAACGGCUUCUCGCAACGGGUACUGACCAGUUCAAUGUUAAACCUGAGAAGGGAAUCCAAUUUCUUCAAGAUAAUGGCAUUCUCGGCACCACUACUGAGGAUAUAGCCAUAUUCAUGAAAGAGAAUCCGAAGUUGGAUAAGAAAAUGAUUGGAGAGUAUCUCAGCAAGAAGAAGAAUGUUGGCAUCUUAUCUGCAUUUGUAAAAUCUUUUGCAUUUACAGGCCUUAGGAUUGAUCAGUGCUUGAGAACUUUCUUAGAAACUUUCAGACUUCCGGGAGAAGCCCCCUUGAUUGCUAUCAUCAUUGAGUAUUUCUCUGCCCACUGGCACACAAGCAAUAACGAACCGUUCGGCAAGGAAGAUGCUGCCUUCACACUUGCAUAUGCUGUCAUAAUGCUAAAUGUUGAUCAGCACAAUCAAAACGCCAAGAAGCAAAAUAUUCCAAUGACUCUGGAACAAUUCAGGAACAAUCUGCGUGGAGUCAACGACGGGAAGGACUUCGAUCCUCAAAUGCUGGAGGAAAUCUAUAACGCCAUUUGCAGUGAGGAAAUCAUAAUGCCUGCAGAACAAACUGGUCUAGUUAAAGAAAACUAUCUCUGGAAGAUGCUUUUGAAGCGAGGCGCGACAAAGGAAGGCAUCUACAUGCUUGCAAAUGACGACCACUCUUUCGACAGGGACUUGUUUGGUAUUUGCUGGGGUCCCACAGUGGCUUCAUUGUCUUACGUCUUUGAUAAAUCAGUUGACGAUGCCUUCAUCCAGAAGUCGUUGUCCGGCUUUAAAAAAUGUGCUAGUAUAUCAGCUCGUUAUGGAAUGAGUGAUGUGUUUGAUAAUCUGGUUGUUUCCCUUUGCAAAUUUACGGGCUUGACCUCAAGUGCUAGUCCGGCGGAUGCCAUUGCAGUAGAAUUUGGAGGAAAUCCAAAGGCCCAACUGGCUGCUAAAACCUUAUUCCGCCUUGUGACGUUGCACGGGGAUAUUCUUCGGGAUGGCUGGAAGAAUGUGGUGGAGGUGCUGUUGCAACUUUUCAGGUGCCGUUUGUUACCUGCGGACCUCACAGAAUCGCCGGACUUACUUGAAGGAUGUGUAAGCCUUUACCGUCCUGCAAACAACUCCCAGCCGCGCGUGGAACCUAGUCUACUGUCGUCCCUCUACUCGUACAUUGCCCUGGGUGACGGAGGCUCUCGUGGCUCAUCACCCGAGGAUGAAGAGUGCCGAAAACGUGCCAAAAAAUGUAUCGUUGACUGCCACAUCGAGAAGCUCAUACGAGAGUCUGCUUUCCUGCGACACGACUCGCUGAGCGACAUGCUCAAGGCUAUCAUGAUGUUGGGUGAUGGCAGCUGCCUAGUCGCGGGAACGAGGAGCGGCGUGCACUCAGGCGUCGCUGACGGAUUUGGCGGCGAGGGAGAAACCCUCGAUGAGUAUGGACAUGCGCUGCUGCUCGAGGUCGUCGUCCAGAUCAUUAUAGCAAACAAGGAUCGUGCUGGCGCCGUUUGGACUCGUGUCCACGACUACAUCUUAUCGCUAAUGAAGACCUGUGCCACUGGAUACAACAAGCAGCCUGAUCCAGGACCUGACGCGGCUAGGGCCAAACAACAAGCGGCGCCGAGUGGCGAGGGCGUGUGGCUCCUAUGCCGGUGCGUGGCAGCGCUCCUGCGGCUUGCGGCUGUGCUGGUGCGGCGGCCUGAGAUGUCCUCAGUUGCGUUGCAGAGCCUCAAGAUGCUCUUCCUCCUGAACCCAAGUGCCCUCGUUGCCUCCUCACUCCAGAUCGUGGCUGGAGUUCACGAGGUGCUGACGCUGACGGCAGAUCACAUAACACGAGGCGAGGACUGGGCUGUGAUCUUCGCCCUCAUGGAGUGGGCGGGCGCGGGAGCCAGACCUCCCGCCCACAUGGUGCUGCAUCGGCUACACAACCUCAACAUGCGCUCCUUGCCUGAGAGCGAGGUUGGAAGCUCUUCAGGUCCCGACUCAGGACACUGCAGCGAAGUUGGCAGCGGCGUUGAGGGGGGCAAGAAGCCUCUCACUGACGCUUCUGGAUCACGAGCUACCAGCCCUGAAGUUACUGGCACAUCCCCUGGUGGCUGGAUUAUGGUUGGACGCGAAGACAACGACGUGCCCUCGGGACCAGGCGCUUCCACGACCGCGGGUGUCACGAACGAGUGGGACAUCGCGCUGCACCGCGACUUCUUAGCAGGCCUCCCUGUCACUGACGCUGCCGUCCGCAGCGUCGACACACUCGUCUUCCUCGUGCGGGAGCGACACAUGACGCGCUCUAGUCUGCCCCAUGCCGUUAAUUGUGCAAGAACUUUUGUUGAGGCUACACUGCACGGUGGACGUGCCGAAAUUCAACAACAGCAGCAACAGCAACAACGGCAUCGAGGUGACGUAGGAAAGUCGCCCCGACGGCGUCUCGGCGGACGUAAGCGCGGGGACGAUCAUAAGUCUUCAGGCAGCGGAGGGUCGGGGGGCAAGAAAGCAAGCACCGGCGGCGCUGUUCGCAGCAGAGGAGCGACGGGAGCCUCGAACGCUUACGACGCUGAUGAAUCUGACUCCGAUGACCUACCAGCUACUUACCAACAGCUCUCAGAGAAGUUAUUAGAUCUUCUAGACACUCUACACACGUCAGCCGGUUCUGUCAUGGUCAAACCGUUAGACAACGAAAGUGCCCUGGCGGUGACUGACGAUUAUGAUGAGAACUCUAACGCUUCUUCUGGCACUGAGACUACGGGCACAAAUCCGCAAAUUGCGGACGGUUUUCUACCACCCCCACUACCGUUGCCUGAACUCGACUCUAGUGUAGUGACGCGAACAAACAAAGUGCAUCUUUCUGGACAAACCAGAAUGUUGACUGGAGCUGAGCCGGGUCAUGGAAAGGACUCUGGAACAGCGCCAAUUGACUUCAGCUCAAGCUCAGUCCUUUGGCAAGAAGUUCUUUGUCCACUUUUACAAGGCAUUGCGCGUUACUGCUGCGACAGCCGUAGUCGCAUCCGCCAUAUGGCCAUGACUUACCUGCAACGCGCGCUGCUCAACCACGACCUCCAGACCCUCGACGCUCAUCAAUGGGAAGCAUGCUUCAACAAAGUGCUCUUCCCUCUUCUGGCUGCACUACUUCCAGCAUCGCAAAGCAGCACCGCAAGCACCGCUGAGGCUGCCGCUGGCACUGAAGAGAGCAGGCUCAGAGCAGCCACUCUCGUCCAGAAGGUGUAUCUACGUCACCUGACGACCUUACUGACGCUGCCAACAUUCACCGCUCUUUGGCUCACAAUCUUGGACUUCCUGGACAAAUAUCUUCACAUCAAUACCACCGAUCAUCUCUGCGAUGCUGUACCGGAAAUUCUGAAGAAUAUGUUGCUGGUGAUGGAAACAACUCACGUCUUUCACACGGCCCAAGGUUUUACACGUCUCUGGUCGGUCACCUGGGAUCGUGUUGACUCUUUCUUGCCAGGAUUCAGGACUGAACUAUUCAAAUCUCACCCUCCGUCAAAGAUCCACCGCAUCGAUGUUCCUGAGGAAGCCUCGACCUCUGAGGAAGCGUCGCUCUCUCAGGCCUCCUCGACGUGUGAGGGCACCAACACCGACGUGCCCUGUGCUGAUGCCAGCGUAGAUGCCCGUCUUCACAGGUCGAACACCCACCCACUGCUGGACGAUAACCCGCUCUUGAGCACAGCAGCAGCUGCUUCCUUCACGCCUGUUCCUGUAGACAUUGUCUUGCCUGCAGCUUCUGUGGCAACCACUCCUGCCACACACUUCGUUGCGGAUCCUUCCUUUGCUGUGGCUUCAUACGACAAUUCUUCCACCCAGUCUUACAUUCACUCGUGCACAGUAUCGCUACCAGCACAUGAUUCUUUCACUUCUGGUUCUUCUUGUGCCAACUCUCCUACUCACAGCGUUUCUCCAAGGGGCCAACAUAACAAUCAAACCGAUUUUCCUCCUGCAGCUAAUACUGAUGUUUCAAACUCGCUUGCCUCAUUUGGAGAGUCGGCAUUGAUUACCCAGGCCCAAAGAUUUUCUCAACCAAACUCGUUUGGCCCUUUGCCUUUGAGCUCGACUCGCCAGUCUCUAGGUUUGAUUUCAGGACCCUCUCUUCCAAGUGGGUCAAUGUCAGAUGAUGAGUCUGCCCAUGGUAGGCAGUUUCAUCACACCACCGUAGAAGAUCUAACUACCACCAGACUGUCUCUUAGUGAAGAAUCUUUAACCUCAUUCACCUCUCAAAUAAUUUUACAUCCGCCUCUCCCUGCCUCAACCCACACUUUUUCUCACGCUUCCACACAACACAUGCAAUACAACACCGCACCCUUCACCAUCCCGCGUUUUUUCGAACGCAGCGCGGAAGUGGGCGACCGCAUAGACACUGCGUCGGUCACUGGCGUUCCUGAUCGCUGCUACGCUCCUCAGCAGUCGAACGAGCAAAAUGACGUGAUUGUCACUCCUCCCAGCGGUCCAUCUUCAGCACAGCCACUCACCGCGUCUCAUCUCUUCCGUCCCAAGUUGGACGGAGAGGGUGAGGACCCUUUCCAAGGCCUCUCUUUGCCCAUCUCGGGUAUUUAAACCAUCAGAAUCCGGCAUUCUGCUGUCAAUUUCUGGUAUUCACAUCAUAUCCCGACGUUGUGCCAGUAAAUCGCAUGAUGUUUAACGUCCAGCAAUAUAUAUUCACCUUAUGCUCGUAACCUGCGUUCUAGUUCAUUAUUUAAAAAUGUCAAGUGAAAUGAAAUUUUAAAUUGAGCACCAGCCUCCCUUUUCCAAUUUCAUUCGUAAAGACAAGCAUUUUUAGUUGGUGAUUGAAAUCAGUCUUUAGUUGGUGAUUGAAACGAGGACUGGUGUCUUAUAAUCUCCACUUUAUCGCCAGUAGAGCAAUUGUGGUGAUUCUUAUGAGAAUAUACUCGCAUUCUAUUUAACGUAUUAUGAAUCAAGAAAGCAGAAAAGUUAGAUAUGAUAGACUAGGAUGCUUUCUCGCCUGCCCCGUUCUGUCUCAGCUAUCGUCCUGUAUUCUCGUUGGUAAUUCAACUUGAACUUGUGCAUCUAAUUAUUUAUCGUAAAUCUGCUAAGGUUUCUUGACAUCAGCAUUUGGCUGCAGGGUUAGCAUAGACAGAGUAGCUGGAUGGGGUUACGGCAAUGUUCGUGACUAGUAAACUCUGUGCAUAUUAUUAGAGAACUCGGAAUGUGUAUAUACAUAAGUAUAUAUAGCAUUUGUUUUAUACUCAAAGUUUAGUCGAGAUUUUAUUUAUUGUGUGCUAAGCGUGUACAUCAUUACUUCGGGACGUCUUUGUUGACAGUAUUGCAUAAGCUCUUAAAGUUAAAUACAACUCUACGAUCCAUGUUGUUGUUGUCGACGAUAGAAUGCAUUCGAAUGAAGCAUAACAUCGUUACAACACAGCACAUAACGACGGGGGGAGGGCACGAAAACUGCCGUAAUUCCGCCGUCCUCCGCACGUAAGGCAUGGAUACUAAAAUUCGUGUUCAUAGUUUAGGAAUAAUUUUUGCUUCGUGGAGUUCUUUAUGUGUGCAGUGAUUGUACAUUAAUUGCCAUGUAACAUAACGCUGAUGAAAUGGGAAAUAAAUGAAUAACAUUUU
This is a messenger RNA of Hyalella azteca, 8788 nucleotides long. RefSeq names its product Golgi-specific brefeldin A-resistance guanine nucleotide exchange factor 1-like (gene garz). The record is from RefSeq and is a predicted model, not a curated record. Gene Ontology annotation, biological process: regulation of ARF protein signal transduction. The coding region runs from base 110 to 7765 and encodes 2551 amino acids. Gene Ontology annotation, molecular function: guanyl-nucleotide exchange factor activity. NCBI's taxonomy places the organism in Eukaryota, Metazoa, Arthropoda, Malacostraca, Amphipoda, Hyalellidae. The transcript is spliced from 17 exons.